AUGGUUUCUCCCAACACCUUUUCUUUUUCUCUCAUCUUAUUCCUUUCUUUCUCUUCCUUCUUCUCUCCCUCACAAUCUCACAACAAGGUUUCUCUAGAUUUAUACUAUGAAAGUUUGUGCCCUUACAGCGCCGAUUUCAUCGUCAAUUCUCUUCCCCAAAUCUUCCAACACGAUCUUCUCUCCAUUGUUGAUCUUAAACUCGUUCCUUGGGGUAAUGCUAGACUCAAAGGUAACAAAACCUUUGAUUGCCAGCAUGGUCCAGAUGAGUGCUUGCUCAACACGGUUGAAGCGUGUGCUAUUGAUAUCUGGCCGAAACUGGACACACAUUUCUCUUUCAUCUAUUGUAUUGAGGAUCUUGCGCUUCAGGGUAAGCGCAGAGAAUGGGAAUCUUGUUAUAAGAAACUGGGUCUGAAUUCAACACUUGUUGAUGAUUGUUAUCGUAGUGAACGCGGAACCGAGUUGGACCUAAAGUUAGCAAAUGAAACAAAUGCUCUACAGCCUCCUCACGAGUACGUUCCAUGGGUAGUUGUGGAUGGAAAACCACUCUACGAGGAUUUUGAAAACCUCAUAAGUUACAUCUGUAAAGCUUAUAAAGGCACUGAUGCACCCAAAAUUUGCACCCAAGCAUCAUAUCUUAGUACUGUUCGAGAAGUGGAAGCGAAGGGCAAACAUUCAUUUUGCGAUAUGGAAAGAGUGAUGUCAACAUGGAAAAAAAUAAAGUCGACCAUUGCGUCAUGGACGAGUCAGAUGAACUUUCUAGUCGCAAUGUAA
Molecule: messenger RNA, 771 nt
Organism: Lathyrus sativus (Indian pea)
Lineage: Eukaryota; Viridiplantae; Streptophyta; Magnoliopsida; Fabales; Fabaceae
Source: the annotation of a GenBank genome assembly